Molecule: messenger RNA, 1826 nt
Organism: Chaetomium strumarium
Lineage: Eukaryota; Fungi; Ascomycota; Sordariomycetes; Sordariales; Chaetomiaceae
Exons: 4
Coding region: 35-1699 (554 amino acids)
Biological process (GO): regulation of transcription by RNA polymerase II
Cellular component (GO): nucleus
Molecular function (GO): RNA polymerase II cis-regulatory region sequence-specific DNA binding; DNA-binding transcription factor activity, RNA polymerase II-specific
Source: RefSeq, a predicted model, not a curated record
ACCCAGCGACUACAGCUUUUCUGCUCAGCCCACUAUGCUUUCCAAUGCUCCCGGCAUGUUUUCCUUUUGUCAAACAGGACCAGCGGACCUGGCCGGUUCGUCCUGGGAUGCGACAGUUGAAGGGUCACAGAACUUCCCCGAGCUUUCAGAUGCUGCGGACUAUUACACCGGAGAAGCCGAGGAUUUUGUUCUUCCUUUCUGCCAGAACACCCCAAAACCGGACCAGCUGGAUGCCAUGGAUGACUUUCAGACCAGAUGGGCUCCCGCCGUCGCAACCGAGAGCAAGGCUCUGAAGGCGGAGCCUAUGCGGAGAGGAAGCUCGCGCAGCUCGACGGGGAGCAACAAGAACAGGACCAUCAGGGCUUCCGCUGCAUCGGCCAAGAAGACCCGGGCGAGAGUCCAAUCGAUUCUCUCUCAAGCGUCUUCACAGAUGUCCAAGCUUGACAUGUCAAGUAAUGCCCCAUCGGCCUACGGUCAGGGCCGCAUCAUGGAUGUGCAGCAAUACCUUGCUCAAGACCCGGAUGCGCUCUCCGUCUCGCACCAGAUGAAUGGCGCUGCCUUCUACCCUGGACUCAUGGGAUACCAGGAUGGUCUUCCCUACACUGGAACCAUGGACGCUGCUAUGGAGCAGCACGUGAACCCUCAGGUCUUCGAUGCUGGCCUCAUUGCCGCUUCACCUCACUCUUGGGGCUCGCUGAGCCCCGUUGAUUCCAGAUUGUCUUCUCCCGGAUUUCAGGAGGGAGAUGAUGUAUGGUCCGCGGCACCGUCCGCUUCGUCUCCUGCGAGUCAAAACUCGAACUCACCGGCCCUGCCAGGCCAGUCACCCAAGAUGAGCCGGAAACUGGAUGGAUCUCAGUUUGUCACCUCCGAGGACCUGCACGCAAAUCUGGUGCCCGCCAUGGGAGAGGAUGGUUUUGCACUACCCCACCCUGCCUUCAGCUCUCGCCGUCCUAGCGGCGAAGGUGAGUCUGCGAGGGACCACUAUCUCUACAAGAACGCGUUUCCCCAAGCGGACGGCCUGUUCCACUGCCCAUGGGAGGGCCAGGCGAGCUGCAACCACAAGCCCGAGAAGCUCAAGUGCAACUACGACAAGUUUGUGGACUCCCACCUCAAGCCUUACCGCUGCAAGGUCGAGGGUUGCCAGAACGCCCGGUUCUCUUCUACUGCCUGCCUUCUCCGGCAUGAGCGUGAGGCCCACGCCAUGCACGGCCACGGUGAGAAGCCUUACCGGUGCACGUAUGAGGGCUGUGAACGCUCUAUUCCUGGGCAUGGUUUCCCGCGGCAAUGGAACCUGAGGGACCACAUGAGGCGCGUGCACAACGACAACGGCACCGCGGCUCAGCCACCUUCUCCUCCCGCCUCGGGACCCACCACGGCCGUUCGGGGCCGCAAGAGGAAGAGCGAGGCCUCGGAAAAGCAGACCAGCCAGGAGAAGCCCACCUCUCGGAAGUCCUCAAACAAGGUUGCGGCGGAGCCGGCCACCACCGCUCCUAAGCAGCCGGAGAUCGUGGCCCAGCCCGAGAUUGAGCAAUGGUACGAGCACCAGAAGGCCCUCCAAGCCUUGAUCCAGGGAUGCGUCCAGCCGGACGAUCUGCAGAGCCUGCAGUACAUCAAGGAUGCACAGGACCGCUUGACUGCCAUGGGGAGGAUCUCGCAGGGACUCAUCCAGGGUUCCUACCAGCAAUCGUGGAUCGGUUGAAUGACACAUGGUCUUUUGAGCGUCUGAAUACGGUCUCCGUCAGAUGUGAUUCAGAUUUCUGCAAGUGCAGAAAUCGCUCCAUUCCCGCGUCUCCUGCCCGGGAUGCCGCCGGACUAUGUGGAAUUCC